UAUGUUACACUUGGGCUAUUGUCAAGUCAUUUGUUCUGGGGGCCACAUUUUUACAAAGUAAACAGCCGGGGAGGUGGACCUCUCUCUUCACUCUUAUUCAUAUUUUGUGUAACACAUCAACUAAUGUUGGGCUUUUGAGUGGGUUUCGUGAUGGACGAGGCACGCGCCUUCAUUGGGCUUUUGGUAUUUCGGUGCUUCUUAGGCACUUUUCUCCCAGUUGCAGUUAAAAGCUCUCUCCCGGUUGCAGUUAGUCCAGAACGCGGCUGCACGGCUUUUAACAGGGGCCAGGAAACGUGAGCAUAUAACCCCAAUUCUUGAGACUCUGCACAUCUCUCAUUUUAGAAAUUAAUUUAAAAAUUUUGCUGUAUGGUUUUAAGGCUUUGCAUGGACUGGCACCUCAUUAUAUAUUGGACCUAAGCCAAAUUUACACUCCUGCGCACACUCUGAGGUCCGAGAGCCAGCUCCAGCUUGUGGUGCCCAAGACGAGACUUAAAACCAGGGGAGACGGGGCCUUCUCUGUGGUCGGCCCUAAGCUUUGGAACACUCUGCCCCUCCAUGUUCCAACUGCUCCCACAGUGGAGUGUUUUAAGUCUCGUCUUAAGACCCACUUUUAUUCUCUGGCUUUUACACUACGUGAGUUGUGUGGUCCUCUGUGUUUUAAAAAUGUUAUUUCUAUUUAUUGUUUUAAAUAGGAUCGGUGCGGCGUCUUCAGUAAUGCGGACGCUGUAUCGAUCCGUUGUGGUGAAGAAGGAGCUGAGCCGGAAGGCAAAGCUCUCAAUUUACCGGUCGAUAUACGUUCCCAUCCUCACCUAUGGUCAUGAGCUUUGGGUCGUGAUCGAAAGGACAAGAUCACGGGUACAAGCGGCCGAAAUGAGUUUCCUCUGCCGGGUGGCGGGGCUCUCCCUUAGAGAUGGGGGAGAAGCUCAAAGUAAAGCCGCUGCUCCUCCACAUCGAGAGGAGCCAGAUGAGGUGGUUCGGGCAUCUGGUCAGAAUGCCACCCGAACGCCUCCCUAGGGAGGUGUUUCGGGCACGUCCGACCGGUAGGAGGACACGGGGAAGACCCAGGACAUGUUGGGAAGACUAUGUCUCCCGGCUGGCCUGGGAAAGCCUCGGGAUCCCCCGGGAGAAGCUGGAUGAAGUGGCUGGGGAGAGGGAAGUCUGAGCUUCCCUGCUUAGGCUGCUGCCCCCGCGACCAGACCUCGGAUAAGCGGAAAAAGAUGGAUGGAUGGAUGUUUUAAUUAGCUUUACCCUUUUAAAAUCGUUUUUAACCAUAUUUAGUUUUAUAUUGUUUUUAUAUUUAUUUAUUUUGUUUUUAUUCAGUCAUUGGUGGAGCUAAGGAUAGUAUUUGAAUCUUGUUUUUAAUAUUUUUGUGCAGCACUUUGGAAACAUUUUUGUUGUUUAAAUGUGCUAUAUAAAUAGAGUGGAUUGGAUUCUCGGGGAGCAUCUUUUUUGGUACUAGCGUGACGUUUUUCCCCCCGUCCCGCGUAAAACUCUAAGAGUUAUAUGCAUUUGUGUUGGGUUUGUGCUGUCGAAAUUGAUUGUGCUGUUUUAGUUUUAUAGUGACAGAGGUCAUUCUUUUUUUUCUUCUUUUUUUUUCUGUCUGGCUCUUUUUUGUAGGACAGCAGGUAAUGCGAGGGGCGCUGAGGCAUAUAUAGUUGGGGUGUCAAACACAGUAAUUGAUUUUCGAACUAAUCGCGAUUCUUAUUUUUAACGAUUUUGAAUUGAUUUAAAAAAAUCUAAAAUCUUUUUUUUUUCCAGCCACUCAGGUAAAUCAUAUUGUUGAUGUAGAUGUCCAAAUCUGCUGUGCAGACUUACUUUACAAAAGAGAAGUGUGGAAUACUUCUCUCGUUGCCUUAUUUGUAUUUUACUUUAUUAAAUGUUUGGGUAGAUUUUUUUUUUUUUACAGUUUUUUCCAUUUGCUUACACAUAAUUUUACUAACUGUGUGUCUUUUUUCAAAAGAUAUACACACUUUUCCAAAAACCAUAUUUAAUUUUCUUUAUUCCUAGAUUUUUUGCAAAAUGACACACUUUGGUCAAAACAUAUGCCCAUUGAUCAGAAUAAAAGCAAGAAUUCUUAAAAAUGCAGUUUUAUUUUCAUCUCACUCAAUGUUGUCUGUCUAUCUGUGUUUGCCCUGCGACGAGGUGGAGACUUGUCCAGGGUGUACCGCGCCUUCCGCCCGAAUGCAGCUGAGAUGGGCUCCAGCACCCCCGCGACCCCGAACGGGACAAGCGAUAGAAAAUGGAUGGAGGGAUGGAUCACACAGACUUCAAAUAAAAGACACUAUUGGCGCAAACCUUAAAGGAGAGCGAUUCAAUGAAAUCUGGACUCCAGCGGUGAAAGAAAUCCAAAUUCAUGUAUGAAUGAGGUGUACGACGCCCGCUUAUGUUCCAUCUGCGUGUGGCGCCGAUGAGUAAAGCCAUGAAAUAGAUCCAGCUGGAGAUGUGCUCGGCGCAGCAAAGCCUCCUGGGAAAUCAUCGGCACCGUGUCCACUUCUUUUAGCACCCGGGAGAACUAUCAAUAAAGCGACAAGGACAAGGCUCCCAGCAGGGGUCCGGGACUCGGCGGCCCAUGUGAAUCCAGGGAAGACAAUUAGGGGCUUAUUAGGGUGUACCUCGAGGGGUGUCCACUCGCCAGUUCGGGCCCGGCGCAGAGCCUCUGCCAUCGCUCAAAACAGUCAGGGGCAUUGUCUCACCUAAUUACGCAGAAACCAGGGGCCCCCUUUUUGUGUUGCCACAGCCAUGCCUGUCCGAUUCCCUUCUCCCCUCGAACCGCCAGUCCCUGUCCACUGUGAGAGUGUGCUAAUUAGACAAGAAAUGAGCCCGAGUAAUUAUGUCACUUCUGAUUAUGCCCAGCCACCAUGACAACCGGUUUGGGGAAAGUUCUGUUUUUUGGGGGCCUCUCUGCAGGAAAGUAUCCCCUUCGUUAUGCCAAUAACACAUCUGCCCAUGCAACAGGGUAGCGAAGAACCGGGUUGUAGAGACAGAAACAAGUUAUUGACCUAAUUAACGCGUGGCGCCCGCAAAAUCAGACCAUGGAAUUGCCUGUGGCACUUUUGUGGGAACCUUUUGUGUCCUCCACCUUAAUGGGGUGUUUUGAUCAACGGCUGUUUGCUGACCCGCCUACUCCUCCUGAAUGGCUGACGCUGGGAAACGGCAAUUAGCUAGAUUAGAGGAACCAUUUCUGGGGCCCCUGAAAAACAAAGGCGAUCAGAAGGAGCUGCGAAGUGCUUCAACACUGACCUGCUCGUGUGUUUUGGAUUUUAAACAGUUUCAGUGCGCCUCUUCACUUCUUACAGUUGUGCAGACGUUUACUGGGUUUACAUCAGUACUGCCUUUUUAUUAGCUAGAUGCAUAUUUGCACACACAAAUGUGGUUUUGAGAAUAUAAAGAUGGAACUGUCCUACAUAAACACAUUGACAUUUACUCUUUCAAAUGUUUGCUAUUUCUGCAACAUUGUCAUUGGGGAACUUUUUAAACAAAAGCACAAGUACACUGUGCUUUUAUAUACUUAUAUAUCAAGACAGAUUGCCAGUGUAAAAAGAAGCUUUCAACAAAAUGGUCCAUUCUUUGUUAAUUUUUAUGUUGCUAUAGUUUCAAUAUAGCCAAUUUCUUGCCAGUGUCCUCUGUACUCUGACCCUUUUGACCCAGGCAACGUCUGAGUCGGUAUGACUCUCAUCAUCUAUUGCAUUUGUCAUCUGAGAUAUCGGCCUGUAUCACAAAGGGUCUUGCCUAAGGACGUGCACCUGGAUAUACUAUUUUAAUCCAAGUCUUAAAAUCCAGCAGUGGUACCCAAAGAUACUUUUAUUUUUACAGCAGUGCCUUGACAUACUGUACGAGUUUAAUUAAUUCUGUGCCGCAGCUCGUAACUCAAACUACUCGUAUCAUUAUUAAUAAUAUUCAUAUAAAAAAUGUGUAAUAUAAUAAGUAUUUAUUUUUGAUAACAAAGAAAAAAUGCAUGAAACAUCUUGUUGCAUGAUCAGAUAUUAUCAAAGUGCCUGGGCAAUUAUUUUGCCUCCGGGGGCCACAUUUAGAGAAAAAAAUGUGUCUGCAUGGGGGCCGGUAUAUCUGAUUUUUAGGAACACUAAUACAGAACCUCACAAUAAUGUCUGUUUGAAUGCUAAAAACGUUAUGACAGAUCGCGUUAAAAAACGGAAUGGAAUUUUACAUUUUUAUACUGAAUGAGACACCCGGAAUGUACAUGAAAAUAAAGAAUGUGGGAUUUACAAUAUUAACUAUGAACGAUAAAACACUGAAUAUUGACAACAUUUGAACAUCACACCCCCUCUUGAUCGAUAUAUUUUACAAUCAUGCGAAAUGCAACAAAAAUGUAACAAACACCGCAAAAGAUGAACGCGAAGGGUAAAAAAAAAAACCCCACCUACAAUCUGAUAUAUGUGAUAUAGCACUAAGCUUUAGAACUUUGUUGUAAAAAUCUCCUUCUGCGUCUGUCCCUGACACCCGCAUUUCAGGCUGGCCGCUCUGGAAACACUCCGUGGAAACGCUCCCACCCACACUACACUGCUUGGUGCCUCGUCUGAGCUGCUGUGACGUAGAUUACCAUAGUAAAUAAUUAGAUUACCAUAGUAACUAGUAUAUCAUGCAAAAGCGCAGAUUCCAACCAUUGAAAUACUUUGUAUAGUUCAAGACUUACGGUCAUUUGAAAACAUCACUGCACAUCAUAAUGGCAGCUACACUUUCCAUCUUAAAGAUUUAAAAAAAUUAUAUGGGAAUGUCCGGCGGGCCAGAUUGAAAAACUUAACGGGCCUUAAUUUGCCCAGGUCAGGUGUAGGACAUAAGCAAUUAAACGCUGUACAUGUUAUGGCAAAUUUGAAAGAACUUAUUGCCAGCCCUAUAUAGGUCACGUUAAAUGAUGUGGCGACAGGCCAUGAGUUUGAAGUUUGUGAGGUAACUGAACCCCAGAAAUGGCUUGUAUAUCUCAAAAAAUGUACGGUGGUGCACUCACAAACCAAAGUACAGAAUGCAAUUUUUUAUACUACAAAGCAUUACAAAAAUUUUAACCUCAUCAUCCGGCAUGUAUUUUAGUUGAAUUCAAGAUUAAUGUGCUUAUUUCCCAUCUCUGUGUGUAUUAUUCUAUUCUUCCAUUUUUAUAUCAAUCAAUCAAAGUUUAUUUAUAUAGCCCUAAAUCAUGAGUGUCUCAAAGGGCUGCACAAGCCACAACGACAUCCUUGGCUCAGAUCAUUUUAUCGCCAUAAAAUGUUGUUUUUUUUAGCAUUGAAAAGCAUGCAGAAUUACAGAUAAGACUACACAUUAAUUGCAAAUUAUCCUAAAAAUGCCAUAAUGAUUAAAAAAAACAACUAAAAUGUUCCUGUGGAUUUUCACAGGAAUUUGAAGGACUAUAUUAUGACCAUGUCCACUGUUUCAUAAUGUGACAUCUAAUUUGCAUAUAGUUAUUGACACUGUAUCGAUUUGUUAAAAAAAAAUAGUGCAUUAACAAAUAAGAUUGUUGUCUGUAUGGAAAUGAAAGUGAGGCGUCAUCCCUGCCACCAUCUCCAUAUCAUCAUCAUCUCCAAAUGUGCUGAGGGCCCCUUGUCAGUCCCUUAGGAAUCAUCCGCUUGUGUAUGCAUUCAUUCUUUUAUUCAGACCUAUGUGUCCCAGAUGUCCACAAGUGUGCCAUAUAUUGCAGCAACAUAGCUGAUUAGUGACAUUUCAACUCAAUUAAAAUUGCACAAAAUUAGUUAAGCUUUUCCUGCACUUGUUCAACGAAAUCUAAGUCACGAAUAUUAUUUUUAAAGAAUAAAAUACACAUUUUCACCAGUCCACUGCACUGUCUAAUUGUCCCCCCGGUGUGUCCUAAAUACCCCAAACGAGGGCGUGGGGGGCUAAAAGAGAGAGGGGAGCUUAAUGACAUAUCAACAGAUGCACGGUCUAGAAAGACAAAAGGUUUUAUUGCCUAAACCUAAUUAGAAUAUGCACAACCGCAUGGCGUUAAGGUCGAGUCUCGGAUCAAUCACGCCUUGAAUUGAUGAAUGAAUUUAACGAGAAUGAAUCUGCUUCGUGCAACAGUUAAACACCUAUGUUGUGCGUAUAGGUUGCCAAAUGUAAACCGAUAUUUUCAUCAUGCAAUGAACAUAAUUUGAAAUGAAUUCAUUUCAAUGUAUUUUAUUUAUGCUGUUUUGGAUUAGAAUUGUUAGUGUUGCUGCUAAAUUUAGAGCAGUGUUUUUCAACCACUGUGCCGCGGCACACUAGUGUACCGUGAGAUAUUGUCUGGUGUGCCGUGGGAGAUUAUGUAAUUUUACCUAAUUGGGUUCAAAAUAUUUUUUUGCAAACCAGUAAUUAUAAUCCAUAAAUGUGACAUUGUUGAGUGUCUGUGCUGUCUAAAGCUCGGCAGAGUAACCUUGUAAAAUUCUUCCAUAUCAGUAGGUAUAGCAGCAGGUAGCUAAUUGCUUUGUAGAUGUCGGGAACAGUGACAAUGGUUUGCAGGUAAAAAAGUAUUAAUGCUUAAGCCAAAAAUAAACAAAAGGCGAGUGCCGCUAAGAAAAGGCAUUGAAGCUUAGGGAAGGCUAUGCAAAACUAAAACUGAACUGGCUGCAAAGUAAACAAAAACAGAAUGCUGGACGACACCAAAGACUUACAGCGUGUGGAGCAGCAGACGGCGUCCACAAAGUACAUCCGUAAAUGACAUGACAAUCAACAACAAAAUAGCAGCGUAAGACCAGAACUAAAACACUACACACAGGAAAACACCAAAAAACUCAAAAUAAGUCACGACGUGAUGUGACAGUACAUGCUUGGUAAUGGUUUGAAUUAAUAUCAAACAAUUGCGAGAACAACUUUUUAUUGUCAAUAUCGGCUGCUGAGUUUAAUUUUGUAAUGUUUUCUGCUGGUGGCGUGCCUCAGAAUUUUUUCAAUGGAAAAAAAAUGUGCCUCGGCUCAGAGAAGGUUGAAAAACACUGAUUUAGGGCUUCCUGCAAUUUUAAAAUGAUUUUUUUCUCAUAAUUGAAGAGAUUGUUCCGACUUGGAUCCAUCAGAUGAGCUCAAUGAAAUGAGGGAAAGUCUAUAAGCUCCUCUUUGCCCUGAUUUAUUUUUUCUAAAAUCAUCAUUAUGGCAACAUUAAAAAACGUUAUCCGGGAUGCGAGAAGUUAUGAAGUUCUAUGCAUGUCCAUCACAGUGGACAUAGUGGAGUGUGAUGAUUGGCUGCCUGUUGCCUGCCGGAUUAAAAGGAGGCCGAGGGGAGAGUAAGCGAGGAGGGGUGGGAUAAAGAGGAGCAUCCCGCCCGCAGCAGACAGCAAACUAAAAGUGAAAUCUCAGCAUCAUGACCGGGAAGGACGGAGCUGUGCUUUCCGACACCGAGAACAAACAAACACCCACCGCUCACGGAGGACCCCAGCAGCCGCCCCCAGUUUGGAAGAUGGCCCCCACCGUGCACCGGCGCACCGGCUUCGGCAUCCAGGAGCUGCUCGGCCUCAACAAGGAACCGCCGCCGCCGCCGAUGACGACGCUGCCGGCCGCCGCCGCACCGAGGCGGCCGCUGGAGGCCUUGCCCCACCGGGCCCACCUCCUGGCAGCCAGGUCGGCGCUCGGGCACGGCGCUCUGGGCGUGGGCCUGCUGGGGCCCGAAGGCAUCCACUCCUUCUACAGCCAGCCCGCCUUCCUGGACGUGCUGUCCGAGGCGCAGAAUGUGCACCUGCAGCCGCUGCACCGCGCCUCGCACCUGGACGCGCACAACUCGGCCAGCUCGGAGUCCGAUGACAUGAGUCUGUCCCCUGGAGAUAAUAAGUUCUCAAAAUCCUCUUUGAGCCAGAGCAAAAAAAGAAAGAAAAGACGACACAGGACUAUUUUCACCUCUUACCAGCUGGAGGAGCUGGAGAAAGCCUUCAACGAGGCCCACUACCCGGACGUGUACGCCAGAGAGAUGCUCUCCAUGAAAACAGAGUUACCAGAGGACAGGAUACAGGUGUGGUUCCAGAACCGCAGGGCCAAGUGGCGGAAGCGGGAGAAGUGCUGGGGCCGCAGCAGCGUGAUGGCGGAGUACGGCCUAUACGGCGCCAUGGUCCGACACUCCAUCCCGCUGCCCGAGUCCAUCCUCAAGUCCGCCAAGGAGGGCGUGACGGAGUCGUACGCCCCGUGGUUGUUAGGUAUGCACAAAAAGUCUGUGGAAACGUCACACAGUCCCCCGGACAAAAACACAGCGCCGCCGACACAGGAGAAGGCGGCGUUGGCGGCGGCGGACGCGGGGCCCGAGGAAAAGGAGAGGACAAACGGCGAUACGUCUCCCAUCACGAGGGAUGAACUGCGGGUGAACAGUAUCGCCGCGCUGAGAGCCAAGGCGCAGGAGCACAGUGCCAAGAUGCUCGGCACCAGCAGGCCAAAGGCGGAGGCGGAGGACGGGUCGACGGAGGACGAGGCGGCGGACGUAGACGCCUGAGAACACUUCUCCGCAAGCAGGACGUGACAUCUUUAAUGUUAUUUCUCAAUCCUGCAGUUGUAGCUUUAUAGCUGCAACAAAGAAUCUGCCACAGGGACAUAAAGCAGAGCUAGUCGUGACCUUUGACCUCCACGUGACUUGUGAUCAUCAAGCACAGUAGGACCCCCCCCCCACCCCCCCAGCCUCUUUCAGUGUGUGUACAUAUACUUGAUCAAAUGUAUAAUACUUCAAUUGUAUGUGUGUGUCUAUGUAUAUAUAUAUAUGUCAUUGCUGUCUGAUUAAAA
This is a messenger RNA of Entelurus aequoreus (snake pipefish), 8670 nucleotides long. Its product is annotated as visual system homeobox 2-like. Bases 7274 to 8386 code for a protein of 370 amino acids. Gene Ontology annotation, cellular component: nucleus. The transcript is spliced from 8 exons. Lineage: Eukaryota; Metazoa; Chordata; Actinopteri; Syngnathiformes; Syngnathidae. Gene Ontology annotation, molecular function: DNA-binding transcription factor activity, RNA polymerase II-specific; sequence-specific double-stranded DNA binding. The record is from RefSeq and is a predicted model, not a curated record. Gene Ontology annotation, biological process: regulation of transcription by RNA polymerase II.